Molecule: messenger RNA, 963 nt
Organism: Camellia sinensis
Lineage: Eukaryota; Viridiplantae; Streptophyta; Magnoliopsida; Ericales; Theaceae
Product: ubiquitin-conjugating enzyme E2 28
Source: RefSeq, a predicted model, not a curated record
CAAACUAUCUUGCUUUCCAAAUUUUCGGAAUCCGUUUUGAUUCUUUACUUUGCGGCGCCGCCACCUUUCUUUCCUAGAAUCUAUACUGCUUUUUAUUUGCACCAUUUUUAUGAAAAACCAGUGGCCGUUGUUCUUCUUCUUCUUCUCCCUUUUCUCCAUUAAAUACACCCGCACCUCUGUUUCACAGCUGUGCAUUCAUUGAUUAUCUCUCUCUUCAUUUUCUUUCCAAUUCCAAAUACUCCUCCCUUUGGAUUUCUCUUCCUUUCAGAACUUGCUCUAAUGGCAUCAAAGAGAAUCUUGAAGGAGCUCAAGGACUUGCAGAGAGAUCCGCCAACUUCUUGCAGUGCAGGUCCGAUAGCAGAGGAUAUGUUCCACUGGCAAGCAACCAUCAUCGGUCCGAAUGAUAGCCCUUAUGCUAAUGGUGUGUUCCUUGUCACUAUCCAUUUCCCUCCGGAUUAUCCAUUCAAACCUCCAAAGGUUGCCUUUAGGACCAGAGUUUUCCACCCAAAUAUAAACAGUAAUGGGAAUAUUUGCUUGGAUAUCCUCAAGGAACAGUGGAGUCCUGCUCUUACCAUAUCCAAGGUUUUGCUAUCUAUAUGUUCACUUCUAACUGAUCCAAACCCAGAUGAUCCAUUGGUUCCAGAGAUAGCUCACAUGUGCAAAACUGAUAAGGUCAAGUAUGAAUCCACUGCUAGAAGCUGGACCCAGAAGUUUGCCAUGGGCUGACCCAAAUCCCCCAUCUUUGUAUUCACUUUACUUUUUUUUUCUUUUUUUUUUUCUUGAAUAAAAUUUUUUAUAAAAAAAAAUCUUUAUUGAUGUUUUAAAUGUUCUUUUUAUUGUCCUGUUUCAUUGUUGAGGUACUGAAAUGGUCUAAAGUUUGGCUAACCAAACAAAUGGCUUUAACUUGUAAUCUGAGCAUCUCCUUGCUUUGGAAUAAAAUGUUAGCCACUCUGCUUGAUUUUA